Messenger RNA from Drepanopeziza brunnea f. sp. 'multigermtubi' MB_m1, 639 nucleotides. Lineage: Eukaryota; Fungi; Ascomycota; Leotiomycetes; Helotiales; Drepanopezizaceae. The record is from RefSeq and is a predicted model, not a curated record.
AUGAAGGGGCGUGGAGAGAGCUUGAGCUUGAGCUUGAGCUUGAGCUUGAGCUUGAGCCUGAGUCCGAGUCUGAGUCUGAGUCUCAGCCCGACGCCUAUCCUAGGCCUGAUCCUGAUCAUCAUCAUCGUCGUCAUCGUCAUCGUCAUCCUGAUCAUCAUCAUGAUCUUGAUCAUGAUCCGGGUACAGCAAGUAACGUUGGCUCUUUCUCUCGCCCGAAUCUUGCUUGGAAUAAGUCUACCUGCUGCUGCCGCUGCCGCUAGGGAAUGUACAGCGCCUAUUGUGUGCCGCCAGCGCGAUCCAUUUUCUCCCCCAGUGCCCCAAAGAGGCCUAAGCUCGCUGGGAGUCCAGCCUAUUCGGGCAUCGCAGACCCCCCCUGGGCCCUGGCUCAGGAACCAGGUCACACUAACACCAACUCCCGCAAAGCUCGUGGCAUUUUCCGCUUCUAUUUCCAUUUCCAUCGAAGAACUUCAUCCGACGUACAUGAGGUAUGACGCUGGUCGUCUGGCACGGUGCCAUACCUUUGGCCUUUUCUUGACUUGGGAGCCAUCGCAUCGCUGGAUUCUCGGUCACCCGAGAAAGAGUGCGUUACAUAAAAACAUACAAUCACACAUGGUGCAUUACUGCGCCGCCAGUGAGUGA